Alternaria ethzedia is the source of this 450-nucleotide messenger RNA. RefSeq lists its product as uncharacterized. NCBI's taxonomy places the organism in Eukaryota, Fungi, Ascomycota, Dothideomycetes, Pleosporales, Pleosporaceae. The record is from RefSeq and is a predicted model, not a curated record. The transcript is spliced from 2 exons. The coding region runs from base 1 to 450 and encodes 149 amino acids.
AUGUCUUCCGACGCCGACUACGCCGCUUUUCUCGACAAAGCAAAUCAGGACACUGGCUCUGCGGAGACCAAGGACGCGUCGCAGAAGAAGAGCUAUGGCACCAAGAGCGUGAACACGGCCGUACCCAAAGCGCUAGAACAAGUAGAAGAGUACUAUGUCAGCGACUCAGAUGAGCCGUUUGAACCGGUUGCGUUAGAGUUUGAUGGCGACAGCGUGUCUGCUGACGAUCUGAAGAAGCUCAUCGGAAGCGACUCGGUAGAAGAGGUCAAAGGCACCGGCUUCGAGAGCCAAUACAAAAAGAUCAUCGACGCGGUGAAGGCAGCCGGUAACGGGACCGUCAACGUAUACCGGGUGGAGCUGUCGGGCACCAGGGCAGAAUACUACGUGGUCGGCGUGGACAAGGCGGAAGGCAGGAUCGUGGGUCUCAAGGCUCUUGCCGUAGAGUCGUAA